This is a messenger RNA of Laetiporus sulphureus 93-53, 1162 nucleotides long. RefSeq lists its product as uncharacterized. The transcript is spliced from 4 exons. Gene Ontology annotation, biological process: regulation of DNA-templated transcription; regulation of alternative mRNA splicing, via spliceosome. Lineage: Eukaryota; Fungi; Basidiomycota; Agaricomycetes; Polyporales; Laetiporaceae. Gene Ontology annotation, cellular component: nucleus. The record is from RefSeq and is a predicted model, not a curated record. Bases 37 to 1089 code for a protein of 350 amino acids.
ACAGAGUCGGACGGCGUCUUGUCCGCUUCGAGCACCAUGGACCUCCCAUCUGCACGCGAGAUAGAGCUCGAGACGCUCCUGCGGGAGCGAGACGCACAGGUCGCGGAGCUGACGGAUGAGGUCACGCACCUGCGCCAAUAUUUGUCUACCCAGCCUGCACCAUCCACCACCGACCCUAUCUCCUUGCCUCCCGCGCUGAUAUCCCUGCUCCUGCCCCACAUCAACGACCAUGCAGGGAGCGCCACAGCAACGUCAAGCUCCGUCACCACCGCCCUCACGCACCGCGCAAAGGUAUUGCAGGAGGAGAAUGACGAACUCUACGAGCUGCUCAAGGUUGGCGAGACGGGCAGGCUGAAGGAGGACGUCCGCGCCCUGCGUCGCGUCGUGCAAAAGCUGGAGGGAGCGCUCAAGGAAUCACAUCAGGUUAUUGCAUCCCUGUCCGGUGAGCUGGACAAGUCUCAUGAGGCGAUCAUGGCGCAGGGGCGCCCCUCGAGCGUCGUCAAAGCUCACUCACAUUCCCAAUCACCUGCACCGACGCGCAACAUGUACCAGCAACCCCCUCACUUAUCCUCUGCGACGAAUGGCUCUGCGAAGCUCCCUCCCACUGGGCCACGUGCCCACAAAAAGCCACGUCUCUCCGAAUCGCACACGGCUCCUGCACUUGCGAGUGCACCCCUCCACGGUGCAUCCAAACCAAACCACGCCCAAGCCGCGUCCUCCACCCAAGGAGAAAAGCGCAGCAGACGAGAGUCCGUUGAUCGAAGGGCCCUGGCUGUCAUUGACGAGGACCGCAAACCGCGGUCACCUGAUCAGGAGCGCGAGCGAGAGAGGCCGCGCGAGAGCGACAGAGAGCGGGCCAGGGAGCGAGAAAAGGACCGCGACCGUGUGCGAGAGCGCGAGCGGGGCAGGGACAAGGAUAGGGAACGGGCGCGCGAGCGGGAUCGUGACCGCGAUCGCCCCUCCAGGCGCAAUGGUGGGGGCCGUGGGGGAGGAGGAGGGGGUGGGGGAGCGCGGCGCGGCGGGCGAGGCCACACUGGCGCUUCGUACGACAGCGCGGAUCGGACGUUGGCGGAAAGAAUGGGACUGUAACGGGACUUUGCGGUUUUCCUCUGGAUAGGACAGGAUGUGUCUGUGUAGUCCCCUCAACGCCUAGUUGUAUACG